AUGUCCACCAAAGCUCCCAUCUACCUGAAAAGGGGCAGCAGGAAGGGGAAGAAGGAGAAGCUUCGGGACAUCCUCUCCUCUGACAUGAUCAGCCCCCCCUUGGGGGACUUCAGACACACCAUCCACAUCGGCAGCGGCGGCGAGAGCGACAUGUUUGGGGACAUCUCCUUCCUCCAGGGCAAGUUCCACCUCCUCCCCAGGACCAGCCUGGAUUCCAGGGACAGCCCUGAGGCCCCAGCUCCACCCUUCCAGUUCUCCAGGACAGCCACCAUCUCCGGCCACCAGCCACCAUCCUUGGAGACCUCCUCCCCCCUCCUCAAAAAUGCCAUCUCCCUGCCCAUCCUGGGGGGCCCACAGGCCUUGACGUUGCCCCCAGCACAAGCCCCCCCACCCAAACCCCCACGGUUGCACCUGGAUGACAGAGCCCCACCAAGCCAGGAAGAGGAAGAGGAGGAGGAUCCAUGCACCUCCCGUUUGGCCACCAAUGGCUUCACUGAGGAGAAGAGCAGCCCUGAGCCCUUCCUCUCCCACGCCGGGUCCCUCCUCUCCCUCCACGUGGAUUUGGGGCCCUCCAUCCUGGAGGAUGUUCUGCAGGUGAUGGAGAAACACCACGAGGAGCGAGUGGGUGGAUCCAUCCAGGAGAUCUUGACAGCCCCACCAAGCCAGGAGGAGGAAGAGGAGGAGGAUCCAUGCACCUCCCGUUUGGCCACCAAUGGCUUCACUGAGGAGAAGAGCAGCCCUGAGCCCUUCCUCUCCCACGCCGGGUCCCUCCUCUCCCUCCACGUGGAUUUGGGGCCCUCCAUCCUGGAGGAUGUUCUGCAGGUGAUGGAGAAACACCACGAGGAGCGAGUGGGUGGAUCCAUCCAGGAGAUCUUGACAGCCCAUCGUGCCAACGGGACCUGA
Messenger RNA from Chaetura pelagica (chimney swift), 903 nucleotides. It is a transcript of the gene CDC42EP2, whose product is annotated as CDC42 effector protein (Rho GTPase binding) 2. The record is from RefSeq and is a predicted model, not a curated record. Lineage: Eukaryota; Metazoa; Chordata; Aves; Apodiformes; Apodidae. The transcript is spliced from 3 exons. Bases 1 to 903 code for a protein of 300 amino acids.